Triticum turgidum subsp. durum (durum wheat) is the source of this 1293-nucleotide messenger RNA. NCBI's taxonomy places the organism in Eukaryota, Viridiplantae, Streptophyta, Magnoliopsida, Poales, Poaceae. The record is from the annotation of a GenBank genome assembly.
AUGGCGCCUUCCGCGACCUGCCCUCUCCACUCCAUGGCAUCCGUCUCCCGCGCUCUCCGCCCGCGCCCGCGUCUCGCCGCUCCUCGUCUCGGGUGCGGACUGAGAGUUGGAUGCUCUGUGCCAGCAUAUGGAGGUGCUGCCACGGAGAAGGCCGGGUGGGGAUUGGCCAUUGCGCCCGCACCAGCGACCACUCUUGUUCCGGUUGUCAGGAGCCGUCAAAUUUUCUGCAAGGCAGAAGCUAAUAUUUCUAGUAACCUGCCAGCGAGCGAGCCUACUGGAGCAAGCCAGUACGAGAAAAUAGUUGAGCUACUCACAACUCUUUUCCCUGUCUGGGUCAUAUUAGGUACAGUUAUUGGCAUCUACAAGCCAUCAAUGGUCACCUGGUUGGAGACUGAUCUUUUUACCGUGGGCCUAGGAUUCCUAAUGUUGUCAAUGGGACUAACAUUAACAUUUGAAGAUUUCAGGAGAUGUUUAAGGAAUCCAUGGACAGUUGGUGUGGGAUUUCUUGCGCAGUAUUUGAUCAAACCAAUGCUAGGAUAUGCUAUCGCAUUGACAUUGAAGCUAUCUGCUCCUCUUGCAACUGGUCUUAUUUUGGUCUCAUGUUGUCCUGGUGGUCAAGCAUCAAAUGUUGCAACUUACAUAUCCAAAGGAAAUGUGGCACUUUCAGUUCUUAUGACCACUUGCUCGACUAUUGGUGCUAUAGCGAUGACACCACUCCUUACUAAACUCCUUGCUGGUCAAUUAGUCCCUGUUGAUGCUGCAGGCUUGGCCAUCAGUACUUUUCAGGUUGUUUUAGUACCGACUAUCGUUGGAGUGUUGGCACAUGAGUAUUUUCCCAAGUUUACCGAGCGGAUUAUCUCCAUAACACCACUGAUAGGGGUCAUCCUCACCACCUUGCUCUGUGCUAGCCCUAUUGGGCAAGUCGCAGAAGUGUUGAAAACUCAAGGUGCUCAACUUAUUCUCCCUGUUGCUCUGCUGCAUGCUGUUGCAUUCGCUCUUGGCUAUUGGAUCUCGAAAUGGUCUUCUUUCGGGGAAUCAACUUCUAGAACCAUCUCAAUUGAGUGUGGGAUGCAGGUGCCCUUUUUUGUGGUUAAUAGUGACAUGUCACAUUCUUCAUGUUUGCAGAGUUCUGCGCUUGGAUUUUUACUUGCCCAAAAGCACUUCACGAAUCCUCUUGUUGCUGUUCCCUCUGCUGUCAGUGUUGUGUGCAUGGCGCUCGGAGGCAGUGCUCUCGCAGUUUUCUGGAGAAACAGAGGCCUUCCAGCAGAUGACAAGGACGAUUUCAAGGAAUGA